CCAAUCUCCUACUACCGAAUGAUGAGACUCUAGCAACCUAAUCAGAUGCUAUCUAUCUCAGAUUGCAGCAGGAAUCAGGAAAAGUUGAUCAGACUUCAAUUGACUCAAUAAACAUGCAUCAUUCGAUUAAAAUCAAACAGUAAUAUCAUCCCAAGUCAUUACAAUCAAUCCCUAACACAUAGAACUAGGGUUCUUCAUCCCCAAGUGAGAGAGAGGUUCUACUCCAUAGAGAGAGAGGAAAACAAGGUACAAAGCAGUCAUACUCAUUACAAUGGGAAGAAUCUGCUAUGGGAUGAUAAUUUCCACUCCUGUGACGAUCUCCAAGCUCGAUUUGAUGAAACCCAGCUCCAAGAUAGCUUCUAGGAUGUGUUCUUCGUCCUUUCUCUCUCUAGGGCUCUGUUUUUGCUCAAAAAGUCUGAUCUCCUCACUUGUGGCUCGAAAUUGGCUGAAAAACCAAGAUUUCCCGACUCACACGGGCAGACCACACGACCGUGUGGCUCACCCAGUUGCCCGUGUGAGUCAAAAUGCGGCGUAUCAAUUAGUUCGAUCUUCAGGCUUCCCACACGGCCAGGGUCGCACGGCCGCGUGGGAUUUCCAUCCUGCCCGUGUUUGCUCUCUGCGAAACUCGCACGGCCACUUUGCUCCUCCACACGGCCGUGUGAUGGUUAUGUGUGCCCGUGUGGCUUCCUCAUCGGCUUGCUUCGCGCCCGAUCUUCAUCCAAUCGACCCCAAACUCGCUCCCAAGCCUCCAUUCACGUACUAGGACCUGAAAUAUCACAAACAAGCACAACCUAGCGUGAAAUCGGCCUAAAACACGAGAAAUCACAUCUCAAAUGGUGUAAGAACAGGGAUAAAAACAUGUGUAAUUAACGGUCUAUCAACUAGAUAGUUAAAUGGAGUUGAUCAGUUCUCGUAUAAAUAUAAGCGGCGAGCUAGGUAUGGAUGACCGUAUUAUGUGAAAUUUCAUUUCGUUUACUUUUGUGGUAAAAGUUAGCAUUGACAAAAUUUUCUUUGUAACAAUGUUUCAAAUAAUCAUUUAUUAAAGCUCUUAAAUGGCUUCCAUAUCCAAAAAUUUUGACAAUUUGACAGCAAGUGCAACUGGGUUCAACAUUGGAGUGUGUCUCCAUUUCUACUUGCACUAUUGCAUCUCUGUCCACUCUAUAAUUCUUUAUCGCCUAACUCUUUCUGCUUUUGAAGAGUUAUGCUGUGACUGAAUAGGUUUAGAAAACACAAUUGUUCACAAUUGCAUGCAAAACUUAGAUUAGAGUAAUGAAUGUAAACGUUAAAGAAGACUUCUAUGAAAACAAUCUUACACAUUUGUUCGGCUAAAGAGUUAUAUUCAUUCACUCACGCACUCAUUUCCUUUAAAAAUUAUAAGAAAUUGAAAUUUAUAUGUAAAUGUUCCUAUCUUAAAUGUACCCAUACUUUAGUGUGUCUCCUAUAUUUGAAUUAGCUCUUUUGAGAAUUAUGAUUACCAUGAUGGUAAGUGCUACAUGGGUGGUAUAACUACGCUGGAUCGGAAAAUCGGAGGAUUCGACAAAGCAAGAAAACGAAAACAGAAAGCACACGACAAACGAUUUACGUGGUUCACUAACACAAUGUGUGUUAGAAACUCCACGGGCAGGAGAGAGCCAAUUUUCACUAUAUCAAGGAGAUUUCAGAUUAUAGAGGAGUAUGACUUCGAGUCGUACUGGCUGAUAUUCCGAUUCAAGUCACAUCAACAAUGAGAAUCAUUACAAUAUUGCUGAUUGAAUUUGAGAUACGUCGCUUCGACACCAAAUAGAAACCAUUAUAUUUUUUAGUUAACGACCGGUGAUAUUCUCCAAAUGUCCUCUCUCAUUCAAAUCAUUUAAUCACAAUGAAAAAUUUAUGUCAUGAUCAACAAAUAAGAUAAAAAUUGGUGGAGGAGGAGGGGAAUUCAUGGAUCCAUUGAACUUCAUAUUUUAUUGUGAGAAUUGAUUAUGUAUGGUCCAUUUGGCCACAUAUGAUAAAAUUGGAAAGCUUGUUAUGUAUGUAUCAUAGAAAGAAAAAAAAAACUCUCAUGUUGUCAAUUAUGUCACUAUUAGUUGUAUUUCUUUGUUAGUUAGAUUGUCUUUUUCAUGUUUCCCAUUAACUCUAGCCAUAUUUCAUUGGUUAAAUCAAUAUCAAAUCAAAAUUUAGAUGAACUUGAAGUGAAUCUUAUGACAUAAACAUAAAAAAAUAUAUUAAAAAAAUUACAUAAAUUCAAAUAAUCAAUUAAUUCAAUUAUAUUUUAAUUAUAAUUUAUGUGAUUAAUAAUUGUAAAUACUCCGAAGAAUGGCCGUUACAAAGCUAGUAUAUAUAAAUGAGUUAAUUGCAAGGUUGGUCACGAAGAUUACUAAAAAUAUUCACAUUUGGUCACUAGAAAUAUUUAAUUCCAUUCGUGGUCACUUAAAUUAGGUAGAUGCUUCAAGUUUGGUCACUCUCCGUCCAACUCCGUUAACUUUUGCUUAUGUGGCGGUCAACUCUAAAAGUUGAUCGUUAAAUGUGUGAUGUAGCAAUUAAAAAACAAUAAUAAACAGCUAGACACGCG
Linum trigynum is the source of this 2551-nucleotide messenger RNA. The record is from the annotation of a GenBank genome assembly. Lineage: Eukaryota; Viridiplantae; Streptophyta; Magnoliopsida; Malpighiales; Linaceae.